This is a messenger RNA of Trichoderma asperellum CBS 433.97, 1243 nucleotides long. RefSeq lists its product as uncharacterized. The record is from RefSeq and is a predicted model, not a curated record. Lineage: Eukaryota; Fungi; Ascomycota; Sordariomycetes; Hypocreales; Hypocreaceae.
UAUGAUGCUGUUUAAUACAAGCAACCAUCUCUCUUUACUUCUCACUGGCAGGGUGAACCAUUUGUUCUCUUGGAAAUUCUUACUAUUCAUUAAUCCAACAUGUCUGAAGAUUCGCAUGUCGCCCUGACCAUAGGGACUCAUACCUGGGUCCCAAAUGAUGGAGCAAAGAUACAGAGCAUCAUCUCCAUCAUGCGAGCUCGUAACAUUAAAACUCUGGACACGGCUAGAUUAUACGGUGGAGGCGCGUCAGAGACGGCCAUUGGAUACUUGCAAUUAGGUCCAGAGUUCGCUGUUGAUACCAAGGUGCCAACAGGCUUUGCCAAAGGCCAAGCCGACAAGAUUGAGCAAUCAGCCCAAGAGAGCUUGGCCGCGCUCCAGACGAAACAAGUCAAGACCUAUCUUCUCCACGGCCCAGAUGAGACUGUUCCCUUCGAGAAGCAAAUGGAAGCCAUCCAAAAACUCUAUCUCCAAGGCAGCUUUCUGCGCUUCGGCGUCUCCAACUUUACUCGUGAUCAGGUCCUCAGACUCUAUAACAUUGCCAAAGCAAAAGGUUACGUGUUACCAUCUGUUUACCAAUGCAGUUACAGCAUUGCCUCUCGCCAUCACGAGGCUGAUUUAUUCCCCACGCUCCGCCAGCUAGGCUUCUCCAUCCAGGCAUUCUCUCCCAUGGCGGGCGGAUUCCUGGCCAAGACACCAGAGUAUAUUGAACAAGGUCAGGGUAGCUGGAAUCCCAAUACGCCGAACGGAAAAUUUCAACGCGAUCUAUUUUAUAAGCCGUCGUAUAUGAAAAUGCUCGCAGAAUUUGGGGCCUUAUCAGAGAAAACGGGCAUCAGUCGAGCAGGCUUGGCGUACAGGUGGGUGAGGCACCAUUCUAUUCUGAAGAAUCAAGCGGGUGAUGAGAUGAUUAUUGGUGCUUCAACCUCAGACCAGCUGGCAAAUACUAUGGAAGAACUAGAAGGCGGCCCUCUGGAGCCGUGGAUCGUCCAGCGUAUGGAGGAGCUUUGGGAGAUGAUCAAGCACGAAGAACCCGUUGAUAACUUGAAGUCGUUUCAAAACAUUUUUGGAUAAUUCUGAUGCAAGAGAAGAAAAUAGUGGGUAUCUCAAUUAAAAUGAUACAGUGGCUAGUUGGUAUUGUAGCUAGGAAGAACUGAGGGUUCCGCGGCAAUUGAAUGUCAAUGAUUGAACUUCGUCCUUCAGUUACGUGUAUAAGCACUGGGCUAUGCCAUAAAAUAUUCCUGAAUCG